This is a messenger RNA of Macaca mulatta (Rhesus monkey), 549 nucleotides long. Its product is annotated as tubulin beta chain. The record is from RefSeq and is a predicted model, not a curated record. Gene Ontology annotation, cellular component: microtubule. Gene Ontology annotation, biological process: microtubule-based process. Gene Ontology annotation, molecular function: GTPase activity; structural constituent of cytoskeleton; GTP binding. Lineage: Eukaryota; Metazoa; Chordata; Mammalia; Primates; Cercopithecidae.
AUGAAGUUGAAAUUCACCUCAAUUAUGUACUUCUUAACAAAUGAAGCUGCAAGACAACUGGAUGAGUAUCUCACUAGACUCAACAAGCAGAUGUUUAAUGCCAAGAACAUGUUGGCUGCCUGUGAUCCCUGCCAUGGCUGCUACCUAAUGGCAGCUGCCAUUGUUAGUGACUGCAUGUCCAUGAGGGAGGUGGAUGAGCAAAUGUGUCACAUCCAAAACAAGUACAGCAGCUACUUUGCUCAUUGGAUCCCCCACAAUAUGAAAAGAGCUGCCUGUGACAUCCCACCCCUUGAGCUAAAAAUGUCUGUUACUUUCACCAGUAACAACACAGCCAUCCAGGAGCUGUUCAGGUGUAUCUUGGAGCAGUUCACGGCCAAGUUCAGGUGCAAGGCCUUCCUGCACUAGUACUCAGGCAAGGGCAUGCAUGACAUGGAGUUCACUGAGGCUGAGAGCAACAUGAAGGACCUGGUGUCUGAGUAUUAACAGUACCAAGACACCACAGAGGAGGAGAGAGAGUUUGAGGAGUGGGCCGAGGAGAAGGUGGCUUAG